AUGAAUAAAUUGUACUACGCGUACUCGAGCGAUUCCUGCACGAAGAUCUUCCAAGAGCAAUACCUAUGCAAUGAAGUGGAACUACUAGAAAUCCAAGAAGUCAACCCCUGCACUGUCCAGUUUUUGAGCUUAAAAAACCUUUCCACUUGUCAAAAACACAAUGUUCGCGUCAACCGGCCGAUCAUCAAACAUAUCGAAAAUUCAAAUCAGUGGAUUUUUAUAAUCCCCGAUGAAGAAAAUAUCAAGUUACACUGCCACCAUCAAGAAGAAAUUUUGAAACUCAGCGAAGAACUAGGCUACGUGCUCUAUUCAGCACUGGGCUCAUUCUACAUUCCGUCGUGCAUUAUGGUCUUCGUCUAUAUCCGAAUAUACUUCGCUGCGAAAGCGAGGGCGCGGAGAGGGAUAAGGAAACCGCCCCGAAGACCAGCGCUAGACGCACAAACUAGUUUUACGAAUUCUCCAGUGGCCACGGCCACAAAAAAUGGACACAAUAUCAUAGAAGCGAGCGCCUCUGUGGACCGCAAUAGUAACAACUCGCCGCGGGACGGCGAGCGCCAAAUUGCCACGAUAGAGGCGCCGCCUUCCGCAACACCUAUCUCUAUUCCCACGGUCACCUGCGACUUGGCCAGCGACAUCUCCACAAGCGACAACGCCAACGACCCGCAGGACGGUCAGGAACAGAAGGACACCCUUAAGGUGAUCUCCGCCCCAGCCGCCCGCAGCGGCAACACCCUGGCCGCCUGCCAAUUCCGCGGCUCCACGCUCUCCGUCAACGGCGAGCUCCAACAGCAAGCGGCCGCCCUGGCGCGCGCUCGCCAACCCUCCAUGGGCAUCGACACCGAUAUGGUGAGCGAGUUCGACCCGAGCAGCUCGGACAGCGGCGUGGUGGCCCAGUGCACCGCCGUCAAACCGCUCAAGCUACGCCUCUGCAAGCCGAUCUUCGGGCGGGCGAAGCACGCGGCCGCCGCCAAAAACCGCCGGACUGACGGCGCGGGCGGCAAAAAGUCGCCCAAGGGCGGCGACGGUGAGGUGAAAGCGGUGGUGGAACACGUGGUGCCGCGGGUGCAGAAACCGCGCGACCCCGAAAGGGAAAAACGGCGGAUAGCGAGAAAGAAGGAGAAGCGGGCGACGCUCAUACUGGGACUGAUUAUGGGCUCGUUUAUCGCAUGUUGGUUGCCGUUCUUCUUCAUGUACAUACUUAGACUGGCCUAUUGGAUACCGCCUAUUGCGUUUUCCACAGCCUUCUGGUUAGGGUACAUGAAUUCCGCGCUGAACCCCGUCAUCUACACCAUCUUUAACAAGGACUUCCGUCGCGCCUUCCGCCGCAUCCUGUUCAAGUGAUGUUUAGCCUACGUGUGCUGCUACGAGUGCGUCAGUCGACGGGUUCGAACUGCGCAGUACCGCAGCGCA
This is a messenger RNA of Sitophilus oryzae (rice weevil), 1410 nucleotides long. Its product is annotated as alpha-2B adrenergic receptor-like. Gene Ontology annotation, biological process: adenylate cyclase-activating adrenergic receptor signaling pathway. The record is from RefSeq and is a predicted model, not a curated record. Lineage: Eukaryota; Metazoa; Arthropoda; Insecta; Coleoptera; Curculionidae. The transcript is spliced from 5 exons. Gene Ontology annotation, molecular function: G protein-coupled amine receptor activity. Gene Ontology annotation, cellular component: membrane. The coding region runs from base 1 to 1341 and encodes 446 amino acids.